This is a messenger RNA of Penicillium subrubescens, 1758 nucleotides long. RefSeq names its product putative mitochondrial DnaJ chaperone (Mdj1). The record is from RefSeq and is a predicted model, not a curated record. NCBI's taxonomy places the organism in Eukaryota, Fungi, Ascomycota, Eurotiomycetes, Eurotiales, Aspergillaceae. Bases 1 to 1758 code for a protein of 585 amino acids. The transcript has 4 exons. Gene Ontology annotation, biological process: protein refolding; response to heat. Gene Ontology annotation, molecular function: ATP binding; heat shock protein binding. Gene Ontology annotation, cellular component: cytoplasm.
AUGGCCGACGAAGGAGAGGGCGAGGUGUUUGAUGGAGCGCAGCUCUCCAGGGGAGGGUUUGGCCGCGGAGCAUGCUACUGGAUCGAGUCGCGUGAUGCGGUGGAGGUUGGGGUAGAAUCGGAUACGCAUUCCCCAAGGCCGCGGGCCUCCCCCGCGCGCCUGCUGCGGGCACCAUCGACAUGUUCGAAACAGACAGCCAGCCAACAUGUCUGCUCUGCAAACCGGAAACGGGGAUAUCACGCGACAGCCUCUGAAACCUCCGCUAGACGACUGCGUGAGAGUGUUCAUAAGAAGAAAUCCUUCAUUGCGCCGUCGGUUAGAAUCUUCCAUACCACUUCUCCCCUCUCGGCGAUUCCCGAUCCCUAUAAGGUCCUCGGAGUGGACAAAGGCGCCUCCGCCAGUGACAUCAAGAAGGCAUACUACGGCAUGGCCAAGAAAUACCACCCGGAUACCAACAAAGAUGCCAAUGCCAAGGAAAAGUUUGCCGAAGCGCAAUCCGCCUACGAAUUGCUAUCCGAUGCGAAGAAGCGCGAGAACUACGAUCGAUUUGGCUCCGCAGCCUUUGACCAGAAUGGCGGGUUCGACCCCAAUGCCGGCGGUAACCCCUUCGCUGGCGCCGGCGGCUUCGGUGGCUUCGGCGGUGGUGGAUUUGGUGGUAGCCCAUUCGGUGGAGGCUUUGCGCAGGAUAUCAACUUUGAGGACCUCUUUGGCGCUUUCGCUGGAGGCGCUCGCCGAGGCGCUCGUGGGCGACGCAAUCCCUUCCAGGAGCAGAUUCUCGUCGGCGAGGACAUCGAAGUACAGAACAACAUUUCAUUCAUGGAGGCUGCCAAGGGAACGUCUAAGGAGAUCAACAUCACUCCCUUGACACAAUGCGGAACUUGCAAGGGCGAUGGAUUGAAGUCCGGCGCAAAGCGGUCCCAGUGCAAGCAAUGCAAUGGCUCCGGAACCCGUGUUCACUUCAUGCAAGGUGGUUUCCAGGUUGCUGCGACUUGCGAUGCCUGUGGAGGUAUUGGUAUGAUCGUUCCCCGCGGAUCGGAGUGUGGUGGAUGCCAUGGAAACGGUGUCGUUCGGGAACGCAAGACCAUCAAGGUGGAUAUCCCUGCUGGUGUUGAGGAUGGUAUGCGGAUGAGGGUGACCGGGGAGGGUGAUGCCCCACCUACUGGAACAUCUGCCGCAGCCGGUGCUCGAACUCAACGGGGUGAUCUAUAUGUCACUAUUCGAGUUGCUCCCGAUCAGCGAUUCAGCCGCAACGGAUCCGACAUCCUUUACACCGCCACCCUCCCUCUUACCACCGCUCUUCUCGGUGGUGAGGUGACGAUUCCGACCCUCGACAACGAAGUCAAGGUCAAGGUGGCUACCGGCACCGGCACCGGUGAUCGGAUCACCUUGUCCGGCAUGGGUAUGAAGAAGCUCGGAGGCCGUGGUGGCCGCUUCAGCCCCACAGGUGACCUGAAGGUCGAGUUCAAGGUUGCUAUGCCGAAGUACCUGACCGGUAACCAGCGGACUAUUUUGGAGGUCCUUGCGGAUGAGAUGAAUGACAAGACGGCUAAGCGGACCAUGAAUUUCAACAAAGAGAGCCCUGCAUCGCCCUCCGAGUCUGCCGGUAACGGCAGAGACGAAGGAUUCCUCAAAUCCAUCUGGCACAAGCUGACGGAUAAGAACUGUGAUCCUUCAAAGCCCGAGGCCAAGGAUGCUAAGGAUAACAAGGAUGCUGGCAAGACCGAUGCCAGCAAGGACGACUCGAAGAAGUCGAGUUAA